Messenger RNA from Vitis riparia (riverbank grape), 1420 nucleotides. Its product is annotated as very-long-chain enoyl-CoA reductase. Gene Ontology annotation, biological process: very long-chain fatty acid biosynthetic process. Lineage: Eukaryota; Viridiplantae; Streptophyta; Magnoliopsida; Vitales; Vitaceae. The transcript is spliced from 4 exons. The coding region runs from base 222 to 1154 and encodes 310 amino acids. Gene Ontology annotation, molecular function: oxidoreductase activity, acting on the CH-CH group of donors. The record is from RefSeq and is a predicted model, not a curated record.
GGCCUCCUCCGAGCCUCCAACUACUCAACCCAUCAUCUUUCAAGUCUCGUAUUUAACGACCUUGGGUUGGGCUCUCCUCACAUUAGAGGUGGGUUUUGCGCCUGAUUUCUCCUCCUCUGCUUCUUGUUUUGAUCCUCUAGGAGAUAUUGUUUUGCAGAUCCAGAGUCCAUUUCUUUCUCUUUCUAUUCUCUCUCAUUUGAGCCUUUUAUCACAUCUUGGAGAUGAAGGUCACGGUGGUUACGCGGAGUGGUAGAGAGCUCAUCAAGGGCGGGCUUGAGCUCGAUGAGUCGGCUACUGUGGUUGACCUGCAGGAGGCAAUUCAUCGGCGAACCAAAAAAUACUAUCCCUCCAGACAGCGGCUAACCCUACCCCUCCAACCGGGCUCAAAGGAGAGGCCUGUUGCACUUAACUACAAAAAGAGUGUCAAAGAUUAUUGUGAUGGAAACUCAGGCAACUUAACUGUAGUGUUCAAGGAUCUGGGUCCACAAAUCUCCUAUAGGACACUUUUCUUCUGGGAGUACUUGGGUCCUCUACUCAUAUAUCCCAUCUUCUACUUCUUCCCUGUUUACCAGUACUUCGGUUAUAAAGGGGAGCGUCUCAUCCACCCAGUUCAGACGUAUGCCUUGUACUACUGGUGCUUCCACUACUUCAAACGUAUCAUGGAAACCUUUUUUGUGCAUCGGUUCAGUCAUGCAACUUCACCGCUCUCUAAUGUUUUCAGGAAUUGUGCUUAUUAUUGGACCUUUGGCUCUUAUAUUGCUUACUAUGUGAACCACCCACUUUACACCCCUGUUAGUGACCUCCAAAUGAAAAUUGGGUUUGGGUUUGGGUUGGUUUGUCAGGUUGCAAACUUCUAUUGCCAUAUCUUGUUGAGGAAUCUUCGAAGCCCUGAUGGAAAUGGAGGGUACCAAAUUCCUCAUGGGUUUCUAUUCAAUAUUGUGACAUGUGCAAAUUACACAACAGAGAUUUAUCAGUGGGUGGGCUUCAAUAUUGCAACACAGACUGUUGCGGGCUAUGUCUUUCUUGUUGUUGCUGCUGCUAUCAUGACCAACUGGGCCCUUGCAAAGCACCGUCGUUUGAGGAAGCUAUUUGAUGGAAAGGAGGGAAGACCCAAGUACCCACGCCGAUGGGUGAUACUACCCCCAUUCCUGUAGAAGUGGGAAGCAGGCCUGCCAUUCGGUUAGUCUCUUUUCAUUCAAGGGUCUGGAUUCACAGCAUGAUUUGGGAUCCUUGAAGGUCAAUUCUUGUGGAAAAUGAACUAAAAAGAGAUGACAUUCAAUGCCUGUUUUCUCUUGGUGAGCUUAGUUUUCUAUUUAGACAGUGUAAUCCAUUUGAAUUUGUUCCCAUCCUUGGGAUCCUACUUGGGGGAUAUUCUCUUAUUUCUUCUUAUCAAAUUAUCGUUUGGACAGUUCUACAUCUA